AUGUCAAAUAAAACCAGAGAAAAUAAUAAUAGUUCUCAAUCUACCACACAUAGUUUUCAACAAAUAAAUCAACAAACUCAGAACCCUUUUCCAGAAAAUGAGCCAAAUAACUCAAUUAAUACUCAACCUUCAUUAUCAAAUUCAACAGAAAUAGGACUAUUAAGAAGAAAUAAUUCAAACAUUUCCGAUUAUUAUAAAAACCAUCAAUUUUCUCCAGAUUUAUUUUUUCAUCAAAAUAAUUCAAAUAUUAAUAAUAACAAUAACAGUGUUGGAAAUUUUAAUUUAAAUAACUAUAAAUUAAAUAAUAUUAAUAAUUUUAAUAAUAAUAAUAAUAAUAAUAAUAAUAAUAAUAAUAAUAAUAAUAAUAAUAAUAAUAAUAAUAAUAAUAAUAAUAUUAGUAAUAAUAAUAAUAAUAAUAAUAGUAAUAACAAUAAUAAUAAUAAUAGUAGUAAUAACAAUAAUAAUAAUAAUAAUAAUAUUAGUAAUAAUAAUAAUAAUUAUAUAAAUAAUAUUAGUAAUAAUAAUAUUAAUAAUAGUAAUAAUAUUAAUAAUAAUAGCAAUAAUAACAUUAAUAUUAAUAACAAUAAUAAUAUUAAUAAUAAUAAUAACAAUAUUAGUGAUAGUAAUAAUAGCCACAACAAUUAUAAUAAAAAUAAUAACAACAAUACCUAUAUCAAUAAUAAUAAUAAUAAUAAUAAUAAUAAUAAUAAUAAUAAUAAUAAUAAUAAUAAUAAUAAUAAUAAUAAUAAUAAUAAUAAUGAUAAAAAUAAUACACCUGGAAACAGUAAAACUCAAAAUAGAUCAAAUAUCUUAGGAACUCUUAUUUCUCAAGUUUCAAAGUAUUCAUAUAUUUUAUGUGAUGAAUCAUGUUUCAUUUGCUUAAGGGGAACUCCUUUUUGCUUAGUGCCAAAAUCACCGUCUUGGUCCGCAAUUUUGUGGGUUGUUUUAUACACGCUACAUCAUUUAAAUCCAAAAAAAGAAUUUUUGAAUUUAAAGGAAGGAGUAUAUCCCUUAAUAGUAAGACACUGGACAAAGAUUUGUGGAAAUAGACCUGUUGAAAGUUUAAAUUGGAAAAAACAGAUCCAAGAUUCAUUAUCACAUUCAAAAAAAUUAUUUGAAUCUGGUGUUGAUGAAUUGGGAAUAAACGGUUAUUGGAGACUAAAAAAAAACUUAGAUCCUUGGAAAGAAGAAAGAUCAAUGCACUCUGUUAACCAAGUUGAAAUUGGCCCACUAAUUAUAAAUCGAGUUCUUCAAAGUGAUCCUUCCCCAAACCCAGAAAUCCCUUCUUCGAACAGAAACGAUAAUUUUGUAAAUAAUAGUGAUAAUAAUAUUAAUAAUCAAAAUAAUAAUUAUAAAAAUAAUGAAAAUAAUGAUGGUAAUAAUAAUAAUAACAAUAAUAACAAUAAUAAUAGUAUGAAUAAUUAUAAUAGUGGUAAUAAUCAUAGUAAUAGUAAUAGUAAUAGUAAUAGUAAUAGUAAUAGUAAUAGUAAUAGUAAUAGUAGUAAUUAUAAUAACUAUAAUUAUAAUAAUUAUAAUAGUUUUAAUCAUCAACCAAACAUUUAUCAAAAUGAGACAAACAUAAACCAAUUUAUACAAAUUAUUAAAGAUUUUGAAAAUAAUGUUUCAUAUUUUUCCAACAUAUCAAAUAUAAAUUUAAAUGAUUCACUUAACUUCAACCACAAUGAUAUCCUUUAUGUAUAUAAAUCAGCUCAAUUAAUAAAUGACGAGUUUGGGAAGAUAUACUCAAUAUUUAAUAACUAUAAACAAAGCAAUAAACUUCAACUACCAAUGAAUCAUAUAGAUGAACAAAACUUUUACAAUACUCAAGGAUAUUUAUACUCCCAACAAAAUCAAAACCAACCUUAUUAUCAAAUUCAAAAUAAUCAAUAUAAUCAAAAUAUUCAACACCAACACCAACACCAACAAAGCCAACAACACCAACAACAUCAACAACAACAUUUACAACAACAACAACAACAACAACAACAACAACAACAACAACAACAACAACAACAACAACAACAACAACAACAACAACAACAACAACAACAACAACAACAACAACAACAACAACAACAACAACAACAUCAAUAUGAGCAACAAAAUCAACAAAGUAUUUAUAAUUCAAAUAAAAAGAUUCGAAAAAGCUUUGAUUUUCCUCAAAUAAACGAAGAAAGGUAA
Molecule: messenger RNA, 2181 nt
Organism: Dictyostelium discoideum AX4
Lineage: Eukaryota; Evosea; Eumycetozoa; Dictyosteliales; Dictyosteliaceae
Exons: 2
Coding region: 1-2181 (726 amino acids)
Source: RefSeq, a predicted model, not a curated record